AUGAAGUCUCCUUUAGCCGCAGAUUAUCAUCUCAAGCUCAAAUUGGAUGAUUCCUAUGAAGUCUGUGGUCAUGUUCGUGGUUUGGUCUGCCUUCAUGAUCUCCGGAACGUAAAGGAAAAGCAAGAAACGGCUCAUGUAAUAUGUAACCCAAGCACAGGACAGUUGUUGCCUUUACCAAAAGUGAAGACGAACAAGAGCGCGAGGAGUUUUCUUGGGUUUGAUCCGACUGGUCAAGAAUUCAAGGUAUUGACCAUAACCGGUGGGGUUGAGCAUCGAGUUCUGACGUUAGGGACUCGAAAAAUCGAAUGGAGAAUGAUGGAAUGUUGCAUUCCAGAUCAUUAUCCUACUAGAUGUGGGAUAUGCAUCAAUGGUGGUGUGUAUUAUGAAGCUUGGGUCAAAAACUCGGCUCGUGCGAUAGUUUGCUUUGAUGUGAGGUUGGAGAAGUUUAGCGUUAUUAACCCAGCUGAGGGCAUGGAUCUACUUCUUGAUACUCUUGUAAACUACAAGGGAAAAUUAGGUCUUCUUGCUAAAGAAAGCAGACGUUUUGAGUUGUGGGUUCUAGAAGACGCAGAGACACAUGAAUGGUCGAAGAAUGUAUCUGUAUUGCCACUGCCUCUGUGGAAGAGUGUAGUAGCUGGAGAGGCCACGUUAUACACUGUUGGAGUGGCUGGUGGUACCAACGAAGUUGUCUUGUGGCGGCACUCUGGAUAUGAUCCGUUGUAUGUUUACUACUACAACAUGGAGAAGAGUUGA
This is a messenger RNA of Microthlaspi erraticum, 753 nucleotides long. The record is from the annotation of a GenBank genome assembly. NCBI's taxonomy places the organism in Eukaryota, Viridiplantae, Streptophyta, Magnoliopsida, Brassicales, Brassicaceae.